AUGGCGUGGCAGCAGAGAGGGGCAGCUGCUCUCUGCCCAGGUCCGGGACCGGAAACCCACCUGUAAACAUCAAAGAGGAAUUUAUCAGCAAUUUUUUUUUAAAAAAAAUCUGUUUAGUGACUGUUAUAAUGUUACCUCACAGAGUAAAUCUCCGCUGAGAGGUCGCUCUGUAAACUGUGUGAAACUACUGGAUUGUCGCUGGAAGCGGUCGGUCAUGUCGUUACUGUGCGUCAGAGUGAAGAAAGCCAAACUCCAGGGACCACCAGAUAAGUUCAACACCUAUGUGACGCUGAAAGUGCAAAAUGUUAAAAGCACAACUAUCACUGUGCGUGGGGACCAGCCCUGCUGGGAGCAAGAUUUCAUGUUUGAGAUCAACCGGCUGGACCUCGGCCUCAUUGUUGAGGUGUGGAACAAAGGUCUCAUCUGGGACACCAUGGUGGGGACUGCAUGGAUUCCAUUAAAAAGUAUCCGACAAUCAGAGGAGGAGGGCUCAGGUGAAUGGCUUUUCCUGGAUGCAGAGGUCCUGAUGAAAGCUGAUGAGAUAUAUGGCACGAAGAAUCCGACGCCUCAUCGAGUCCUGUUGGAUACUCGUUUCGAACUGCCUUUUGAUAUCCCGGAUGAUGAGGCACAGUAUUGGACUGGCAAACUGGAGCGCAUCAACAGAAUGGGAAUCCAUGAUGAGUACUCUCUUCAGGAAGAUGUUCAGAGUCACCCAUUGCCAUUUGCGGCUUCCCAGUGCUGCAACUAUUUCGGAUGGGCUGAUUCACUGACCUUGGAUGACCAGGACAGUGCUGUAGAUGACCGGGAUAGCGAUUACCGCAGUGAGACCAGUAACAGUUUGCCUCCACGUUACCACACAACUGCUCAGCCCAACUCAUCUAUGCACCAGUACCCGAUGGGGCCUCGGCCACAGCAUCGCCCGGAUGGCUGCACAGACUCUGCCCACAGUUUCGACCUGGACUACAGGGACCCAAGAGGAAGCAGAAGCUCUUUAAACCAGAAAGGAAGAGUCAGAAUUAUACCUGUAGAUUCUGGCAUGGGGGUUGAAGAUUGGGAAAACAAAUACAAGGGGCAAAGCAAGCCACAGCUAAGUGACUUUAUAGAUGAUGAAGACAGCGUUAUCUUUCGCAUGGGAAGACCCUACUCCGAGCUAUCACGUUCACCUAUCCAUCAGAAUACAAAGCAUAGUGGUGGUCUGCCUGCCACCUAUCCUGAGGGUUAUGAUACUAUUGAUCGUCGGCGAAAGAAAAAGAUUACAGACCCAGGAGGGUUUCUCAGUCCAGAAGCAGACAAAAUGAGAAAAGAGACCUUUCCCGCUGACCUUGCACUCCUCCGUGAGAAAAGAGGGGAGCUUUUCAUGCGACAGGUAGCAGAGAUGCAGGAAGAGGAGGAGCGUAUGACAUCAGAUCUAAGACCAUAUCAGAAUGGGCUUCUCUACAAAACAAGGAUGUGGGCUAAAAAUGAGCUGGACAGCACUUUGGAGAAUUAUGUGGCAUACAAAAAAGGGCAAGAUGCUAGAAGGAAGGCACAGUUUGAUUUUGAAAUGGAGAGCCCUCUGCACCACCCUAUAGGAGCAGAGGACAGUGUUAAUGACAUUGCCUUUAUGGCUGAUGAGUGUCGCUCAGAGAACAAAGGACAUUAUAAAGAUAGGCAUUCUUUCUCCUAUGAGGACCACAUAGAACAUUCACAGAGCCUUUGGGAGAAGUAUGGGAAACCUAAAUCAGGAGGAUGGGUUUCAGAGGCAAUGCUCUCUCCUGUAGAAGAGCCAAGUGAUGAAUAUGUUGAUCCUAUGGAUGAGCUUCAAUGUCUUGUUGAAACAGUGUCUGAAUACCUGGCUGAAAAAGAAGAGGAAAUUAGCAAAUAUGGAUCCCUGCCUAAAUCAAGCAAGUCUAGGCUGUCCUCCUAUGGUAGCAAUAGAACUGAUUCAUUUGGGGAGGAGCAAAGUAAUUCAAAGGAUUUAAGAGAAGAAUCCCAAUCACAUGCUGCUUCUGAUCAGGGCAUUUCAGGAGUAAAAAAUGCCAUGAGCUCAUUGUUUACUUCUCUCACUGACAAAGUUGGUGGAGGCCCUAAACAGCCUGCCCUAUCUCCACAAGUAUCAUCUGCACAAUCCUCACAAUCUGGACUAACAAAAUUGUUGUCCUUCAUUCCUAAGUCAAAUAACACAGCUCCCGUAGCUAUUGUCUCUCCAGUAGAAAGUUCUCCUGAAAAGUCAUUCAAUUCUUUGCCUUCUCACCCACCACAUGAUGCCAAAAUACACAGUCAUCAUCAAGAAACACAAACUCCCAGCAGGUGUCAGACUCAGACUCAAACAAGUGCAAAAGACCAUGUACCCAAGCUUGUAACCAAACCUCAAAGUGCUCCAGAAAACUCAGUCUUGGGUAGAUUAAAUCCUUUGAAGCUUUUUUCAGCUGAUAAUGUGAAUUUGGCUGAAUGCAAACAGGCGUUGGAAUCCACAUGUUCUCAGAGUCAUACACAAUUGGAAGAGAGAUGGCUUGAUAACAGAGGUAGUGAAUCAGAAAAAUUAAGAAGACUUUCACAUGAAAAAUAUUCAGGACAAAAUUAUGAUAGAAACUUAUAUGAGACACAAAUUCAGUCAAUUUUGAAUAAAGGGAGUAUUCCUGUUCCAGAGCCAGAAAGGUCAACUGGGCCAACACAUUCUGUAAACACCAGUUUCUUUAGCCCUUUUAAGAAGUCAUUAAGUUCACUGAUCACACCUGCUGCCCCUGUUCCCCCCCACGGAGCUCCACCUGUGGCAGUUUAUCCAGUGUUUAGAACCACAGAGAGCCCCCAACUAGAGGAACCAGUUGAAGACCCAGCAUUGACUAGUAAGCCUAAAGUACCUUUCUCUUCAUCUGAAAACGUUUCCACUCAGCCAUGUCCCAAAGCAGAAGGUGGUGUGCUUUCUGGUUUUUUAAAGUUUGCAUCCAGUGAAGACAUCAGUGCCUCCAUAAAAACACAGAAUCCUCAGCAUGAUCUGACUUCAACAACUUCGACCACCUUGACCAAGAAUCCUCCUGUGCACCAGGAAAAUAGUGAGAAAGGGUGGUUUUCCAGCAUAUUCAACCCUACCCCAGCACCCUCUGGUCUAGACCAGAAUGUAAUCUGUAAUCAGCAACCUCAGAACAGUAAACUGUCAUCUGUCUCACAAGCCCAACAUACAUCAAAUCAGAAAUCUGGAAUGCAGCAGCAGACUGUCAAUCAACCAAAACAAGGUGGACUGCUAUCUGGAAUUCUUACAUUUGGCUCUAGUAGUGACUUAUCUGGCCAUUUAUCACAGCAUGCUAACAAUCAGCCAUUCAACAGAAAUAAUCCCACACAAUUUUCCCAACACACGGCCCCAGAACAAACCUCUUCAACUCCACAGAUGGGGGGCCUUCUCUCAGGUUUAUUGAACAUUUCAUCUACCAAAAACCUGCAACAAAAGGGACAAUCUCGUGAUAGUGAAGCACAAAGGAACAUUCCCGGCAAUUACUUUGGUCAGCAGCAGACUUCACACAGAACUCAGCAAACACACACUGCAGAAAAGGGACUGCUAUCUGGCUUGCUCAAAUUUGAAUCCUCUGAGAAUAUUUCAAGGAGUCAAACAGUUCACCACCAAAGCAGUCAACAAGGUCCAAGCCAACUGAGUACUCAAGGUCCAAGCCAAGGUCAUCCUAUUAAAAACAUUCCUCAGAAUCACCAAGGUGUCCGAUACGAGACAAAUAAACCAGGAUUUGCUCGACAGCAGACUGUUCCACUUCAGCAAGCACCAUCCCAACAAGGUGGUUUUCUAUCUGGACUUUUCAAAUUUGCUUCAGCAGACAACAUAAACACACAAAGUCAACCAUCAGCUCAUCAGCAUGGAAUGACACUAAGCAAAUCCAAUAAUGAGCCAAUAAAGACAACAAAUAUCCAAGUUUCUAGUCAAGAUCAGCCAAAAAAUAGCACAACGCAAAAAACAACACAUGCAAGUAGUCUGUUUUCUGGACUUUUUAAAUCCCCUUCAGAAAACACAGCUCAACAGUUGCAGCCCAAAAACACCUAUGAAACACAACAGCAAAACAAAAUACCACAUAACCAGACUGAUCCAACACAGAUAGAGACAGCGGGUCAAUCAGGAGUGCUCUCAGGGUUUUUAAACAAGUUUACAAAAUCAAAUGAAAGUAUUCACACAACCUGUCAAACAUCAACAGAACAACCACCUCAAGAAAGGGCCAAUAAUUAUACAGUUACAAUGAAAAGCCCACUGCAAAAACAGCCACACAAUAAUAUGACACAACAACAAUCAAAAGAAAAGGCAGAAAAAGAGAAAAGAACAAGUCAGAUAAGUGGACAACAGACUACUUCAGCCAAGUUCAUAGAGUCUUAUUCUGACAUAUUAACAAAUGCUAACGUAAACCUUGGAAGGGAUGGUUUACAAAAAGACAAUCCAGAUUCUCUCAAUCCAGGAAAGAGUAGACAUGCUUUAAUCAGUGCACCUGUGUCAGUCGAUACUGAGAGUUUGGAUUUGCGUACAUCAGCUACUUUUGCAAGAUCUCUUCAGAGCUGCACGACAUACUCCUCAGUGAGCACUGGUAAUUUGCCUCAGUUAUAUAAUUCUGGUUCAUUUAGGUCAACUAACCCAAUGGCCUAUAGUGCAGGAAAUAUCCAUUCCCUUUUACAAAGUCGUGCAACUUCACCAGUCAUGACCAUGCAUCCAUAUAUUGGUGGAAGCUCUCCAUCUUUAUACAGUGCUACAAGUCAAAACCUUUAUCAGUUAUCUGCAUAUGCAGUAAGUCCCUCUUAUGAUGAAAACCAGUGGAUCCGUGAAAGUGCUCUGUGGCAGCAGUUUCAGGAUGAGUCACUAGGUUAUCAUUUCCCAGUAGAGAAUCAAGGAUAUAGGCUGAGUUCUGAAAGUACACCAUUACCAGUACCUGAGAAUCAGAACACUGUGCAAUGGCAAGGUGUUGUUUAUCACCAAGAAAAAUAUAAACCACAUCAGUGUGAAGGAUAUAGAAAUGAUGAUCUAUAUCCAAAGAGAAAAUUAUGGAAUAGUUAUGAAGACUUGGGAAAUAUAGAACAUUUACCCAAUGAGGAAGGUGUGUUGAACUUAACUACUAAACAGAGUAAUGCCAAGUUUGGGAAAUGGCAUUCAUUUAAUGAUGGUAGCACUUAUAGCUUGAAUGGUGUUUCAUAUCAUGAAGGGUAUUAUGAAGAAACUGCUCCAAGCUUAUCUUAUUCAGCUAACUGGCAAUAUGGAAUGGAUAAUCCAGACUCACAGCAUGUUCACACCAAUGGCAUGAUCCAUCACAGUCAGCUUAAUUUGAAUAAACCAGUAGAUCCUCCAAGUGCAAAUAUAGACCUCGAAGACUCCCUGUACCUUGAAGACACUGAAUGGUAUCAACAGUGGCUGGCACUUUUGGAGCAAGGAAUGUGGUGGCCAGCAGAAGACGGUGACUGUGGCUACUUUGUUUACACAGAUCAUGAGUAUAUUUAUGCUUUACUUACAGAUGCAGUAGGAGAAUAUGUGUAUGCAUGUGCCCCUGAAGGUGAAUCUUGGGGAAAUGCACAGCAGUUAGAAAGUUUUCCAAGUGCUUGGCUGAAGAAUGAGAUGGUUUUAGUCUGUGGCUUUAAAAUUCCACUUUACAAUGAAGAUGAGCUUCUUUGGCUUCCAGGUCAAGAUCACAGAGAUUCUCAACUUCUAAAUGCCCCCCUAGAUUUGUCUGCUGCCUACAGAAAAGGAAAUGAGAUUAUGAAUUUAAAUCUUGAACAAUUCUCUCAAAUGUUUGAGAAUUCAUUUCUGUCUCAAGGGCAGCCUGGUGUGGAUUUCUCAUCCUAUACAUUAAACAAAGUUAAGAUGGAUCCAAGACAGCCUAGUUAUGUAUAUCAAGAUUAUUGUAAUGACAUCAUUGACCUUUCAUGUCAUAAUAGAGAUCAUAUUGGCCCAUAUUGGAAUAACCAGGAAGUAAAGACAUUUCUUGCUCAAAAAGUUUCGGUCUCCCUGAAUUCUACUCCUACAGCAAAUUCUAAUCAACACUUACUUUACAACUGUUACCAACCUAGCCAACGGCGGCGUUCAUCAACUGCUGUUACAAUAAAACAUGUGGAUGAUGUAUCAGAGGAAGAAUGGAGGAAAAGAGUGUCUCCAGGAGAACAGCAACCUAAUCGUCAGGUUAAGAAGAUUUCUUCCCUAAUAACCUCUUUUGUCAGCAAAACAUCACAGGUUGAAUUGAACAGUUCUAAUAAGUCCACAUGUGAGCAAGCCACUGACAAACAAUCUAAAAGCAUCCUUUCAUCAGGAUUUCAGAGUCUGAAGUCUAAGAUAAUCAGAGAAGAAUCUACUGCCGUUGUAACUCAGACAGAAAGCUUUAAACAACAAAUUGAAACGCCAGUUACCAAACAGGGUAGAAUUUUGCCCACAGUACCAACAGCACCUCAAGUGACUCACCCUGCAACACACUCAACAAAUUCGCAUGCAACUCAGAAACCUAAACUUUCGCGGCAGACUACCAUGGUACAACAAGUGACUCCACCAACAAACCUCAAUGUGACAGUGCCUUUAGGAUCAAAAGAAUAUCUUAGUAAACCUGCACCAACUGGACAACCUACAUCGGAUAAACCGAUGGACAUACCAGUGGGAAAACCAUCUGAACAACCACAGGCAGGGUUGAUGAACUUCCUAAAAUCUGCAGUAGGAAUGGAGGAAACCAAACCAGUUCUCAAUAAAUUUACUGACACAUCUCCAAAUCAACAGAGCAAAACUGGCAGCACAAGCUCCUUACCAGGAAGUGCCACUACAAAUAAAGAGGCUACAGGAGUUUCAAAUCUUUUGGGGUCAAUCAGUAAUCUGUUUAGCACUGAGCCCUCUCAACCACAAAAACAGCAAAUCAAACCUAGUGUUACAGAGGAUUCACUAACAUCAGCAUCUCGAUCUAAAGGUAUUCAGAGACAGCAAACGUUAGACCAAAGUGGCUCAUCUAGGCCCAUGCAGAGCCUAAUCCCAGAUAAAAAUAUAUUGGAAAUGUCUACUCAGAGUAUCCCUACAGGCUCUGCAGCCAGCCACUCACAAUCUGUGCCGCCUGUUGCACAAACAACGCAGGAAACUGAAAGUAAACCAUCUGGUGUACUGUUUGGAUUUUCAGUUGGAGAAAUAUUUGGGGGAUCAGCAGCAUCUAACCAGUCUGGUCCUACUGGUCAACAGGAAGAAUCACUUGGUAAAACUAUAUUUUCAAUGUUUACAGGGCCAAAUACCCAGCAGACUACAGAUAAAUCUGGGACAUUGUCUCAAACACACCCAUCAAGCACACCUUCACAGCCUUCUCAACAGGAAACACUUGGUAAAAGUUUAUUAUCAAAGUUGUCAGCAUCAACUCCUCAUGCACCUCCUAACGAAACCAGGCCCAACACUGAGGCGCCACAGGGGGGAACUAUCCCUCCAAAGGAUCCUCCAUCUACAGGGUUCCUUUCAAUGUUCGGCAGUCACAGCACCCAACAAUCUCAAAAUCAAACUGGAUCUUUUCUAGGGGGAAUUCUUCCUGGAUCAUCAAGUUCAGCUGAAAGCCCAAUGAAGGGGCUGUUGUCAAUGUUUAGUGAUCCCAACCCGCCACAAACACAGUCAUCAACAAGACCAUUUCAAGAACGAGUAGUCCAGUCACAAACUCAACAACAAGGGGGACCACAGGCACAGUCUAAACCACAAGAACAGCCUCUACCACAAGGACAAACAGCUACCUCUGUUCUUGGGGGUAUAUUCGGUGGAUUGUCUGCCUCUACUGAAAAUCCAAGAAAAACAUUGUUUUCCGUGUUUAGUGGUCCUAGUUCCCCUCAACCACCAAGAACUGGAGGGGAUACAAACAUGCCCUACACACCAGGGACUGCAGUCCCAAAAGAACCAACCAAGAGUAUGUGUUCUGUUUUUAACGAUGUUUUGCCAACACCACAACAGACUCCCAGUUCAUCUGCUGCCACCUCUGCCAAAGAGUCCCCAGCUAUUCAUUCACAACAAAGUUCUUCCCAGAUGGCAUCUAUUUCAAGUGACCAUGUCCUCAAAGAUGCCCCUUCUAGUGAAUUCUCAGGGAACAAAUCUGAUAGUAACUCCUGUCAAGUGCAUGCUGUCCCAUCUAGUGAUAUUACAGUAGUUACCACAAAUACUUGUGAUGACUCAUUUGAAGCCAGUGAUGUUAUGUCUAAGCACUCAAAUUUAGAAUGUGGUGUUGUGCAUAAGGAAAUGAGCACAGAGAGUGCACCCCAGGAUCCUUCUUUUUCUAAAGAACCUUCAGCCUCCGUGAUUAGUGGAUCAGACCCACAUCCUCCAUCUUCAACUGGAUCUAUCUCAGAUGAGCCAAGAAAGGGUUUUCUUUCUUUAUUUUCUACACCCAGCACUGAGCCAAGUUCUACCAAAACAGAUCUGUCAACUACAGGAUCUACACCUGGAUCAUCGGGCCUGAAAGACCAAUCAGCCAAGGGGUUAUUUUCAGUGUUUGCAAGUUCUGCCCCUCAGCCCUCUUCACAGACUGGAAGUUCUCUGUUAGGGGCAAUGUUUGGAGGUUCUUCACCUCAAACACCAUCAUCUCAAGUAGGAGGAUCAUUGCUAGGUGGGUUAUUUGGAGGGUCUGUACCGCAGACUGCUCCACAAGCUAGUCUCAACAAGACUGGUGGUUCUGUUCCCCAAACUACAGGAUCACAGCCAGGGUCAUCAUUACUUGGAGGCUUAUUUGGAGGAUCUGCUUCCCAGGCUGCUGGAUCCCAGUCUGCUGGGUCUAUUUUGGGUGGUAUAUUCGGUGGUUCAACAGUUUCAUCUCUUGUGCAAACUAGUGGGUCCACAAGUGGAAGUUUUGGUGGGGCUGAUCAGACUUCCGCAACUCAAAAUAAAAACUCUAUAUUCGGAGGGAUUUUGGGCAGUUCACCAUCUCCAACAGCUGGUGUACAGACAGGUACAUCUCUUCUAGGUAGUAUUUUAACUGGCGCUUCUGGUCCAAAUGACACAAGUUUGUUUUCAGUGUUUGGAGGAUCUACUUCAGAUGCAACAACUACUCCAACAUCUAAUAAUGACAAAAUAUCAACUACCACUCUCAACAGCACUACAUCAACUGUAACUGAUCAACAAAAAGCCAUUGACAGUAAAACUGUUUCAACUGGUGGUGAUAAAAGUGAAAUUAAUACUUUGAUCAAAAGCAACGAUCAAGUGGAAAUCCCAAAUACACUUGAGAAUAAAGUUCAGCCUCUUGCUGCAAGCUUGUCUAAAGGUGAGGAUAGUCUCAUAGAAGAAGUAAGUUGCCAAGAUACUGAUAAGCAAACUGCUUUAUCUGAAAAAAAUCAGUCUAAAGAGUUUGAAAUGUGUGCAUCAACAGAACAAAUUGUAAAUUCAGAGAUUGCAAGUAGUAGUCAGUUGAGUCAAGAUACAAAAACAUCUAAUGCAGAAGAGGAAAUGCAAUUCCCUCAGUCUGUAAGUUCUUUGGCCCAAGAACAGCAGAAACCUCCAGUGCCAGACAAGUCAGAUACAGUUACUAGCUUCACGUCCACCCUUUUCAAACCAACACCUACUCCCACUGAAGGUCAGCAACAGCAAAAGCCUUUUGGAUUGGGAGGAACAGCACCCCAACCUUCCUCCAUUCAGACUGGUGCGUCAAUACUAGGGGGUAUUUUUGGAGGCCCCAGUGCCCAGGCAGCGUCUCCCCAGACAGGUGGAUCAUUACUUGGAGGCUUAUUUAAAGGGUCCGCUCCUCAGUCUGCUACUCAAGCCACUGCCCCCACCACCGGAGGUUCAAUAUUAGGUGGGAUGUUUGGGGGAGGAUCCAGCACCAAAUCUGCAGUUCCCCAGAGUGGUGGCUCAUUACUGGGUGGAAUGUUUGGAGCUUCUGGAGUUACACCUCAGGCUGGUGGUUCUUUGUUUGGAGGAAUGUUUGGAGGAGCUACUGGUCAGACUGCAGGAUCACAAACUGGAGCAUCAACUUUACUUGGUGGCAUAGGAGGAUCUUUGUUUGGGGCUAUGGGACAACCACCUAAGCCAUCUGAAUCUGUGCCAGCUAUACCAAAACCAACAGCCAGUGCAAUGGGACAACCACCUAAGCCAUCUAAAUCUGUGCCAGCGGUACCCAAACCAAUCACCAGUGCAAAUAUAAUGAUGGGCUCAACAUUGCAAGAUAAAGAUCAAGUGAAGCCUGGCAGCUUAAUAAAUGACAGUGCUGGGGAAACUGAAACAGCUUGUUUAAAAACUUCUACUGUUUCAAGUGCAGCAAAAGACAUUUCUGUCAUUCAUCAGGUAGUUAACAAUGAAAAAGAAAAGCCAGAAGGGGAGGGAGAAGUGAUACAUGAGAAGCCCAUGGUUAUUAAAGAGGACCCUGAGAGUAAAGAAAGUGACAAGUCAGUCCCACCUGAUGUCACAGAGGCAGAUGUUAAUGUUACUUCACCUCCUAAUCAGUUGCCCAACAAUGCAGAGCCUUCUCAAGCUAAGUCUUUGUUUGGGUUUAUAUCAGCACAGAGCAAUGCAGUAAAAUCUCUUGGAUCCCUGAUGUCAUCAGCACCAUCACUUGCUUCAUCAUUGUCUCAGACAGAAGGAGGUAGUAGCCUAAUUUCAGGGCUGAAAAACCUUUCUGGAGGCGUAUUUCAAGAGGAAAAACCUAAUACUGAAAAACAAGAGCCAUCCACCAUUUCAUUACUGGGGGAAAAUGCAGGUUUUCCUCAGCAGACACAGCCAUCCAAAUCACAAGCUGUCCCAGUUAUAACUUCUCAACUCCAAACUAACAACAGUUCAGCAAGCAAUGAGACUGUACAAAAGGUCGAAACAACUGAAGCCGAAAAAACUGUACCGGUAGGUUCCACAGAUGAUAUAGCAACUCCCCAGAUUUGCAUCUCCACUCCUGAUGUAGAUCCUUCAGCAUCCCUGACCCCAAAAGAGGAGGAAAGGCUUGUAGAAAUUCACCCCUCUGCAGGUCCUAACUCUGGAGUGCAGCUGGACAACCAGUCAAAUCUUCUGUUGAAUACAAAAAGUCCAGUGGAAAGUAGUCGCUUUGGGUCAUCAGGAAAUCUUAGCCAGACCAGCUCCCAGCUUAGUGAGACUGGCCACGAGAGCACUGGAGGGUCAGAACUGGAGGAGUCCUUCCACUCCUAUCAUAGUACUGGUUUUCACCCUUCUACCAAUGGGCAGCUACGCACAAAUGGCACAAAUCUCUCCAUCAAUGGACACUCUGUGGUCAGUGAGCGGGAGAUGGAUAGGCUGUCCCCUGACAAAAGACAGGACAUAAAAAGUGAUACUACAGCAGAGACGGGAUCCCCCAAACUCCACAGACCUAGUUUCCAUGAUGAUGAUGGACCACCAUUACCCUUUUCCCAAUCCAGACUUCAUUGGAUGAAGGCCAUCACUAAAGUCAGAGUUCAACUGCGGGAGGUCAGAGAUGUUGAACCCAGUACUCGACAGGCAUGGGUCAAAACAGGUGGAGGCUCUGGUCUGUAUGGAAUUGACAGUAUGCCGGACCUACGUAAAAAGAAGCCUAUCCCAUUGGUCAGCGAUGUGGCUAUGUCCCUUGUCCAAGCCAGGAAGGCAGGAAUCGCAUCUGCAAUGGCUGCUCGAUCAUCAAUUAAGGAUGAGGAGCUGAAAAAUCAUGUCUACAAGAAGACCCUGCAGGCUCUUAUCUACCCCAUAUCUUGCACCACACCACAUAACUUCGAGGUGUGGACAGCGACUACACCUACAUACUGCUAUGAGUGUGAGGGGCUCCUGUGGGGAAUCGCACGGCAAGGCAUGCGUUGUUCUGAGUGUGGUGUCAAGUGCCAUGAAAAGUGCCAAGAAUUACUGAAUGCUGACUGUCUGCAGCGUGCGGCAGAGAAGAGCUCUAAGCAUGGAGCUGAAGACCGCACUCAAAAUAUCAUCAUGGCCAUGAAGGACAGGAUGAAGAUCAGGGAAAGGAACAAACCAGAAAUCUUUGAGCUGAUCAGGGAAGUGUUUGUCAUCAGCAAAGCCAUCCAUGCACAGCAGAUGAAAACCAUCAAACAAAGCGUAUUGGAUGGGACGUCAAAGUGGUCAGCCAAGAUCACAAUCACAGUUGUUUGUGCACAAGGACUUCAGGCAAAAGACAAGACAGGAUCCAGUGACCCGUAUGUCACUGUUCAGGUGGGCAAGACCAAGAAGAGAACAAAGACCAUCUAUGGAAACCUCAAUCCAGUCUGGGAGGAAAAGUUCCAUUUUGAGUGCCACAAUUCCUCAGACCGAAUCAAAGUGCGAGUGUGGGAUGAAGAUGAUGACAUCAAGUCCAGAGUGAAGCAGCGUCUGAAGAGGGAAUCUGACGAUUUCCUGGGACAGAGCAUCAUUGAAGUCCGAACGCUGAGCGGAGAAAUGGAUGUCUGGUAUAACCUGGAGAAGAGGACAGACAAAUCAGCUGUGUCUGGUGCCAUUCGCCUCCAAAUCAACGUGGAGAUCAAAGGAGAGGAGAAAGUGGCUCCAUAUCACGUGCAGUACACUUGUUUGCAUGAGAACUUGUUCCAUCAUUCAACUGAUGUACUUGGUCAAGGUGUGGUAAAAAUUCCAGAGGCUCGUGGAGACGAUUCUUGGAAAGUCUACUUUGAUGAUGUGGGACAGGAAGUAGUGGAUGAGUUUGCCAUGCGCUAUGGGAUUGAGUCCAUCUACCAGGCCAUGACGCACUUUGCCUGUCUGUCUUCUAAGUACAUGUGUCCUGGAGUCCCUGCAGUGAUGAGCACCCUGCUGGCCAAUAUCAAUGCCUUCUACGCCCACACAACAGCCUCCACCAAUGUUUCUGCCUCCGACCGCUUUGCUGCUUCUAAUUUUGGGAAAGAACGCUUUGUCAAGCUCUUAGACCAGCUGCACAACUCCUUACGCAUUGACCUUUCUAGUUAUAGGAAUCACUUCCCUGCCAGCAGCAAGGAUCGCCUGCAAGAUCUGAAAUCCACUGUUGACCUUCUAACCAGCAUUACCUUUUUCAGGAUGAAGGUCCAGGAGUUACAGUCUCCGCCCAGAGCCAGUCAAGUUGUGAGGGAUUGUGUCAAAGCUUGCCUCAACUCUACAUACGACUACAUUUUCAAUAACUGCCACGAGCUGUACAGCAGACAAUACCAGCCUGUGGACACGAACAAGGAGGAGCUUCCUCUGGAGGAGCAGGGUCCAAGCAUCAAGAAUCUGGACUUCUGGCCCAAACUCAUCAUGCUCAUUGUUUCCAUCAUUGAAGAAGACAGAAACUCCUACACACCUGUACUGAACCAGUUCCCUCAAGAACUUAAUGUAGGAAAGGUGUCAGCAGAGGUCAUGUGGACAUUGUUUGCACAGGACAUGAAGUAUGCUAUGGAAGAGCAUGAGAAGCACAGGCUGUGUAAGAGCACAGACUACAUGAACCUGCACUUCAAGGUCAAGUGGCUCUACAAUGAAUAUGUCAAGGAGCUGCCAGUGUUUAAGGGUGUUGUACCAGACUACCCAUCAUGGUUUGUGCAGUUUGUGCUACAGUGGUUGGACGAAAAUGAGGAAGUAUCUAUGGAAUUUAUGAAUGGAGCUCUGGAAAGAGACAAAAAAGAUGGAUUCCAGCAGACAUCUGAGCAUGCUCUGUUCUCCUGCUCUGUGGUGGACAUCUUCACCCAGCUCAACCAGAGCUUUGAGAUUAUCAAGAAAUUGGAAUGUCCUGAUCCUAGGGUCAUGGCUCAGUAUAGUCGCCGCUUUUCCAAGACAAUUGCCAAAGUUCUUCUGCAGUACAGUGCCAUGCUGACCAAGAAUUUUCCAUCUUAUAUUGACAAAGAGAAGAUUCCCUGUGUAUUAAUGAAUAAUGUUCAGCAGUUAAGAAUCCAGCUGGAAAAGAUGUUUGAGUCAAUGGGUGCCAAACAGCUCAACUCUACAUUAGAAUGGGAGUUUGAGGAGAGUGAGGAAGAGGAAAUAAGGGAGAAAAUAGAGGCUGAGUCUGACAUGGAGAAGAUGGAUGCACCAGUAGAAAAGACUGAAAAUGCAUUUGAAGACAAAAAGAUGGACACAGAGGCUUGUGACUUGCUGAAUGACCUGCAGGUGAGGCUGAACAAUGUGCUGGAUGAUCUAAGUAGAACCUUUGGGAACAGUUUCCAGACUCGCAUCAGCGAGUGUAUGCGACAAAUGGCAUCUUUGCUGUACCAGAUCAAAGGACCAGUCAAUGCCAACAACAAAAACCAGGUGGAGGCUGACUCUGACAACAUGCUACGGCCACUCAUGGACUUCCUGGAUGGAAAACUGACACUGUUUGCUACUGUGUGUGAGAAGACUGUAUUGAAGCGUGUGCUCAAGGAGCUAUGGAGGAUUGUAAUGACCAGCCUGGAGAAGACUAUUGUCCUGCCACAGGGCAAUGAUACCUUUGGAGCACAGAUUCUCUCAGCUGCAAAAGAACUGGGUCAGCUCUCCAAACUCAAGGAUCACAUGGCAGGGGAGGCUAAAAGCCUGUCCCCCAGGCAGUGUGCUGUCAUGGAUGUGGCACUGGACACAAUUAAGCAAUAUUUCCAUGCAGGAGGGAAUGGGCUGAAGAAGGCCUUCCUAGAGAAGAGUCCUGAGCUGUCCUCACUCCGCCACGCUCUGUCCCUCUAUACUCAGACAACAGACACACUCAUCAAGACGUUUGUGACCACACAACAAGCACAAGUGCACAAUGGAAAGGGUAUUAGGUUAACUCCCAAUGAAAAAAUACAACCCAGCAGGGGAUCAGGUGUGGACAAACCAAUUGGAGAGUUGUGUAUCCACAUUGAGCUUUAUACUCAUCCAAAGAGUGGAGAGAGGAAAGUUACUGUUAAAGUUGUGGGGGCCAGUGACUUAAAAUGGCAGACGUCUGGCAUGUUCAGACCCUUUGUGGAGAUCACCAUGAUCGGUCCUCACCUCAGUGACAAGAAACGGAAGUUCCAGACCAAGUCCAAGAACAACAGCUGGUCUCCCAAGUUCAAUGAAACCUUCCAUUUUGUUCUGGGUAACCAAGAUGGCUUUGAGUGCUAUGAGUUGCAAGCAUGCGUCAAAGAUUACUGUUUUGGUCGUGCCGACCGGGUGGUGGGUUUGGUCGUGCUGCAAUUAAGAGACAUCAUGGAGAAAGGCAACUGCGCCUGCUGGUGCCCCCUUGGACAGCGUAUAUACAUGGACGACACAGGCCUCACUGCCUUGCGAAUCCUGUCUCAAAGGUCCAAUGAUGAUGUGGCCAAGGAAUUUGUGAGGUUGAAGUCAGAAACUCGAUCAGCAGAGGAGGGCAGAUGAGGAUAUCCGGAGAACAAGACGGAAAACAAAAGGAUGGAAAAUCCUCUCCGAGUUUUAUUGUAGAUGAACAUGUGGACUCUUUCUUGGACCUGUGAUGUGUCUUAGCUGCUGUUGACUGUUUGGUAGUGGGUUGCCAUUUCUCUUACAUCACUGCUAUGUUCUCACCUUGGUUUUUUUUUUGUUUGUUUGUUUGUUUGUUUGUUUUUUGACCAACAGUCACUUUGCAGUGUUCCUCAAACAUCCAUAUUAUUUGCUUUUCAGCAAACAGCCACAUAAAUGCUGGCUCACUCAAGCUUCACACUCAACAGCUGUUUCACAGGUUAGUGACCACUUACUCAGCUAUUUAACCUUAUUUGUAGCUCCUUUGUCAUCAGCCGGAGCGGCACGGUGAGCAUGUCAUAGCCUCAAGGGAACAGAUGAUGCCAGGUCCUGUUGAAGGGCCAAACAAAUCUCUGCACUUCCCUGGUGCAGAGAUUGUGCAAUAACCCCACCUCACCCCAAACUGUGGCCAAGUGUUUUAUGCCUUACACUCUGCAAACUGUGAAUGUGUGAAGUAGGCUUUUAAAAACCAUAUUCUCUAUCUCCUUGGGUGAUGGUUUGGGUAAAUGUGAAAAUACUAUGUUUUAUCUUAUAAAGGAGUGUUUUGUUUGAUGAAUGAACGAGCACUAGCUAGGACACAAUCCUGGUCAAGUACUGACAUACUUUGUGAAAUGAAGGUACUUAAAGUAACAAACCUUAAUUUUGCUAAUUUCACAGAUCAAUUUGAAGGAUUAAUUGGUUUAAUGUGUGCCUUGCCAUGUGAAGUUUCCAGCCCUAUUUCCCUGGGAAAAGGAAUAGCUAGAUAUAAAACCUGAGGGAAUAAAAAUCAGUAACAAUAAGGUUUAACUAAAAUCCUCAUGAAAAUUCACUGUGGAAGUUUAACAAGAGUGCUAUUUGAGCCAUCUUUAUUUAGCUCAUGUAGCCUAGUAUAACCAUGAUGGUGUAACCAUUUUAUUUAUUUAUUUUAUACGUAUUUAUUUUUGUGUUUCAAAACUUGUGAUGGAAUUAUUGUUUACCACCAAAAAUGGACGUAUUUACCACGACAGUGUCAAAGGAUUUGCACAGUGGUUGGUCUAAGCUGCUGAUGUAGCCUAAAUUGGGCCUGAAUUGCAGCUUCAUAACAAGUUGAAAUACACACCCUCAAACUAAAAGUGACAAGCAAGUGCUUGUCAUGCAAUUAAUAACCAAGGUAACCAUGUGUGUCCUUGAUUUAAGAGAUAAUUGUCUUGUUGAAUUAUUCAUUUAGAAAUAGUAGAUGUUGAACUUUCUUCCAAAAAAUAAAAUCUGCAUAUCUGGACAAAUAUUUAAAGUUUACAUAUAUAAUUCUGUCCUGUUUUCUUCUACUCUUUGGAGUGGCCUUACUUUGAUGAAAAGAUAAUAAAUAAAGAAAAGUAAUCUUUUUUUUUCUUUGUUUUGUUUUCUUUUUUUAAUUGCUUUUUUUUAAAGCCCUUGUAUUUCCUUUGGCUUACAGCAAUGAUGACUAGCUACUUCUUUGCCCAUAAAAAUGUUCAUUGUCCAGUUUUCCAAGUGAUUUUCCAUAUCAUUUUAUUGGGUAUAUUUAUCUGGGUUAGGUUUUCUUUUUAAUGUGUUAUAGUUAGUGUUACUUUAUUCUUUCUGAUGUUAUAAAAGCUUUCCUUGGUCGUCCUUAUUAGUUUACGAUGGGUUUUUUUUUUCAGUUGUGUGGACUGAAGUGAUGUGCGUCAGUGUUGUGAUGUAAUGGAAAAUGUGAAUGUUAGACUUAAUGAAAAAUGAUUAUUGCUCUAUUAUAAAACCCUCAGUGCGUGCACAUUGUGAAACUGGUCACAACCACAACUCAAUGCUCCUCUUUGUUACAGUGUAUUAACCCCUGUGAAUAAUUAACGUUAUUGGUUUAAGAGGGUCAAUGUUUCACAGCCAUUCUCUAAGCUACAUGUUCCUUGUGCCAAGUUGCUACUGUUUAUUUUUGAUCACUUUUUUUGUGCUUUCAAAAUUUUUAAACCCCUAUGCUAUCACUAAAUCACUGCUGUAGUUAUCAAGUACAGUAUGUAAAACACUGUACUUCAUUAUUUGUGUAAUCUUUGUCAUUAUUGUAAACUGUUGUUGCCAUCUAAACAUUCCAAAUAAUUAAUUUUGUAUAAAAUAUUUAAUAAGUAUUUAUAAAUCUU
Maylandia zebra (zebra mbuna) is the source of this 17334-nucleotide messenger RNA. RefSeq names its product unc-13 homolog Bb (C. elegans) (gene unc13bb). Gene Ontology annotation, molecular function: calcium ion binding; calmodulin binding; syntaxin-1 binding. Gene Ontology annotation, biological process: synaptic vesicle priming; dense core granule priming; presynaptic dense core vesicle exocytosis. Gene Ontology annotation, cellular component: terminal bouton; presynaptic active zone cytoplasmic component; neuromuscular junction. Lineage: Eukaryota; Metazoa; Chordata; Actinopteri; Cichliformes; Cichlidae. The record is from RefSeq and is a predicted model, not a curated record.